AUGACCCCCAAUCCCCAGAUAGAAGAGUCACAGAAUGUGUCAAGGUCAAGCUUAGGUUCCUCUGUUGUACGUACAAGCAGCCACUCUGAAAACAACGAGAUUCGCAAUACAAACACCCCGGUACGAUCAGAUCCACCUACCGCUGUUCCGCACGAAUCAGUCCCAGAACCAGCAAAGGAGCGGCUUGUUGUACCAGGAACAGAGGAAGAUGAUCAACACCCAGAAACAACAUCAGGGGAAUCAGGAUUAAGCUCGCUCCUAAAAUCUUUUGUUUGGGAGAUCCUGGCUAUUCUGUUGGCCCUGGGCCUAUUGAUCGCGAUUGCGGUACUCUUGGGACGUUUCAAUCAUCAGGCCCAGCCCACUUGGAAAUAUGUCUCGCUCAACUCGGCCGUAGCGUGGUUGAGCACUAUAUCGAAGGGCUGUGUGCUGUUUGCCGCGAGUGAAGGUCUGGGUCAAUUGAAAUGGCAAUGGUUCACCGAGCAGAAGCGACCGAUUUCCGAUCUGCGUACUUUUGAUGGAGCGAGUCGGGGACUAUAUGGUAGCGGGGAGCUCAUAUGGAGUCUGCGAAUGAAACAUUUUGCAGUUCUUGGGAGCUUUGCGGUCAUUCUCGGUGUCGCCUUCCAACCAUUCACUCAAAAUCUUAUCCACUAUUACCCUCAACUCGUCACCGAUGCCUCACAGAAAGCAAUUCUGGCAAAUAGUCGUAUUUACGAUGAACAGGGCUUACCGUGGAACAAUGGUGAAUUCUUCUAUCUCAAUCCAUCCUUAAAAGCGAACAUCUACAAUUCGCUGUUUAACAGUGAUCCAUCAAGGCCCUGGGCUAUCCCCAGGUAUGCUUGCAGUACGGGCAACUGUACUUGGGAUCCGAUUGCUACACUGGAAAUGCAAGCCAACUGCAAAAAUAUCACAGAUCACCUCCAAGUUCGAUGCAUCCAAACAAAUGCCUCAUCCACUGCUAUCUCCGAGAAAUUCAAUUGCUCAAUGUCUCUUCCAGGUGGCCCGUUGUGGAAAACCUACGGGAACAUUUCUGUGGACUUUUUUUUCAACACAUCCUAUGGCACACCAGUUGGGAUAGGAGCCGGCAAUCCCAUUUUUUAUACGGAUGAGGGUCUUCGUCCCAUUCAACUCAUUGGCCCCGAGAAACUUAUUGAAGCGGGUAUAUUCAAUCAUGAGUCCAAAUGGCAAGCGAUAGAAUGCGCUCUCAAACCCAUUGUCCGAAGUUUCCGAGCAGAAGUCAUCGAAGGGACCUAUCAGGAAGAAACAAUAGGCCUCUGGACGAAUGGCUCUAUAACAUCCGACCCUGAUGAGAUUCCCGGAUACUAUGUACGGCCUACAUGGGGGCCAGACAUGGGAGCGGAUCCCAAAAAGCCCUUCUACAUCACAAGUCAGACAAUUCUAACUAUAGAGAUCUUCUUAAAGGACUUUUUCGGGGGUCAUGCGAGAGUCAGUGACAACAGUGUUCGAUUUAUUCCACAAGGCGACACGCUAUAUGCUGGUACCGACCUUGUGCAGGCCAUCUCAUAUGGCAACCUCACAGGCUGUGAAUCCAAGAAUGUCGAAAAAUUACGCUGCGCUAUGGAGAAUGUUGCUAAAGCGAUGUCAAAGACCUUUCGGGACAAUUCUUUCAUGCCGGAUAUACCCCAAGAGAACCCAGCAUCGCUGGGUCAUGCAAAGUCAAAUAUGACAUACGUUGCUAUACAUUGGCAAUGGAUCAUUUUGCCUGCUCUGGUAUGGCUUCUGGGUGCGAUAACAUUGUUGGGCAGUAUGUGGAAGAGCCGAAAGGCAAUGACUCCGAUUUGGAAAAAUGAUCCCAUGCCGUUGUUAUUCCUUUACGAAACUGGCCAGGAUGAGAAUCUUCUAGGUCAUGGGAUACCGCGAAAUAGCUCAAAGGUCAUGUUAUAUCGAAGUGAGGGAAAAAUGGUGCUAGAUCAAUAG
Molecule: messenger RNA, 1935 nt
Organism: Penicillium coprophilum
Lineage: Eukaryota; Fungi; Ascomycota; Eurotiomycetes; Eurotiales; Aspergillaceae
Product: DUF3176 domain-containing protein
Exons: 3
Coding region: 1-1935 (644 amino acids)
Source: RefSeq, a predicted model, not a curated record